Molecule: messenger RNA, 816 nt
Organism: Lactuca virosa
Lineage: Eukaryota; Viridiplantae; Streptophyta; Magnoliopsida; Asterales; Asteraceae
Source: the annotation of a GenBank genome assembly
AUUGAUUCUGAGAAAGAGUGAAACUAACAUGGUGCUGAAAGUAUAUGGUCAUCGAAUUUCUGAACCAUCUCGUGCAGUUAUCAUCUUCUGCAAGAUAAACAGGAUAGAUUUUGAGGAAAUUCAAGUAGAGGUCUUGAAAGGCCAGCAAUUCUCCAAAGAAUAUGGAGCAAUAGCUCCCAUGCGCCAAAUUCCAGCAAUAGUUGAUGGACAUUUGAAGUUGAUUGAAAGUCAUGCGAUUCUUAUCUACUUAUGUUGUUCAUUUCCUGGAGUGGCUAGCCACUGGUAUCCUGGUGAUACACAAAAGAGAGCUAAGAUCCAUUCCAUUUUAGAUUGGCAUCAUUCCCAUUUACGUCGUGGUGCAGCUGGACUUGUAUACACCACCAUCCUGGCACCACUAAAUGACCUCCGUUCAUUCCUUCAGAUAGUCAUUCAAGCUGAAGAGAUACUCCUGAGAUCUUUGUCUGAAUUAGAAAAUGUUUGGUUAAAAUUAGAUGGAAGCUUUUUGGGUGGAAGCUCUCAACCAUCAAUUGCGGAUCUCAGUUUAUCAUGUGAAGUCAUGCAACUUGAGCUUUUGGGUGAGAAGGAUUACCAUCGUAUAUUAAGCCCUUACAAGAAAGUGAAAAAGUGGAUUGAAGACGUUAGGAGUGCGACUACACCUUAUUUUGAUGAAAUUCAUGAGUAUCUCUUUGAAUACCAAAAAGGAAUUCGAGAGCAAAUGGCAACACAAUCAGGGAAAAAUAAAGGGAGGGCGAAGAUGUGACAUCACUCAACCUUUAUUCAUUUAAUAAAAAAUUUCAAGAUUAUGUAACCAUCAUU